UUUCGGUUCGGCCUCACAGUUCUCGUCUCUCUCUCUCUCUCUCUUUCUUUCGUUCUUUCUUUCUUUCUUCUCUCUACAGAUCCCUAAAUCCUCUCCUUUGGACCGUAAAUCACAAACCCUAGAUUUAACAAGAAAAAUCCUCACAGCUUCUUCAUCCUCAAUCUCUACUUGUCUUUCUCCUUUCAAUUCGCUUUCUCCCCGGAAGAAAAAUUUGGGCUUUUCUUCUGGGUUAAUCUCUGAUUUUAUCAGCUAUGGGGAAGAAUCAAGCUUACAAGGCUAUGCAGAGAUCUAGGGUUGGCUCCAGCUCGGCUCAGCCGGAGGAGGUUGAAGACGGAAUGGUGGAUGGUUCAUUUCAUACACCAGAGUGGCAUGCGGCUCGUUUGGCUAGUCUGAAGACUACACACACUAUUACAUGGGAAGAAUAUAAGAAGAAGCAAAAGGAAGAAGAAAUGAAAAAGGGAGAGCUUGAAGCAGAUACGGAUAAACUGAUGCGUGAGUAUAGAGCUCAGCUGGAUGCUGAAAGGGCCUUGAAACUCUCCAAGGGAAGGAACUACUCUAGUGAUAAGUCCCGAAAAGAUAAGAAAGACAGAGAUUCAAAGAAGAAGAAAAGCAAAAAGAGAAAGCAUUAUUCGUCGUCAGAGUCGUCAUCUAGUAGCGAUGAAGACGAAUCUAGAAGAUCAAGAUCAAGUUCUAAAAGAUCGAAGAAGGAAAAGAAGCACAAGUCCAGCAGAGACAAGCACUCUAGCAAAAGUAAAGACGAAACCGAAGGCCCUGUACCACUCUCUAGAUUCUUUGGCAAUUUGAAGAGUUGACAUUGACGUAAACAAACAUGCAAAAGAACCAUUGCAAGAGUAAGAUUGUCUUCAAUCAAAAUACUCAAAUUAGGAUAUGAUUGUUUUCUUCCUUUGUUGCAAUGUUAUAUUUUUGACAAUAUCUCAUGUAUUAUUUGUUGGAUUGAGAGUUGCAAACUUGCAAUCAUGCCUACAUAAUC
Molecule: messenger RNA, 991 nt
Organism: Eutrema salsugineum
Lineage: Eukaryota; Viridiplantae; Streptophyta; Magnoliopsida; Brassicales; Brassicaceae
Product: protein FAM133B
Exons: 5
Coding region: 252-812 (186 amino acids)
Source: RefSeq, a predicted model, not a curated record